This is a messenger RNA of Triticum urartu, 2192 nucleotides long. RefSeq lists its product as uncharacterized. The record is from RefSeq and is a predicted model, not a curated record. Lineage: Eukaryota; Viridiplantae; Streptophyta; Magnoliopsida; Poales; Poaceae. Gene Ontology annotation, molecular function: zinc ion binding.
AUUGUGCCCCCACCGUGUUUUCUCUGCUUCUCUAGCACACGCACAAGUCACAGGCGACUGGGGCGCAGCGGCAGCCGGCGGACAUCGCCAGAAGCAGGCGGCCGGCGGAGCGGGUGCUUCGCGCGGAUGGCCCCACAGCGGCGUGCCCCCGGCGAUCCCCCACCAGUGUACUGACCGAUGGAAGAGCGAUUCUCUGUAGAGAUUAAUCACGCUGGUCUGUUUUGCGGUUCUGGAAUGAACAAGGCAUAUUUCGAUGGCCGGGUUGAUCACUUUGAUGGUUGUGAGGUAGAAACCUGGUCUCCAUUGUGGAUAUAUCAUUUUGUGGGGCAGCUUGGGCAUGAUCCAGCUAGGGUGGAGUUGUACUGGUUACUUCCUGGAAAACAUUUGCAUGAUGGGCUUCACAUAAUUCAGAGUGAUGCUGAUACUCUGAUGAUGAGUGCCGUUGUUCCCAAAUUUCAGUAUUUCCAACUGUAUGUGGACCAAAAAUAUUUAUCGGAUGAUAUCUAUGUAAUUGUCUCUCCAACAUUGCCGGUGGUUCUUAGCCCUCGAACAGAGAUAAACGUGCCAAUAUUUUGUGAUGCUGCUGCCAACCCAAAUAGUAGGCGAAGGUGCAAGGUCAAAGCAGUCAAGGGCAAUUUGCAAAACUGUUUCUCACCCAAUACAAAAGGCAGUGGAGAUAAAGAUAAGGAUGACUCGGAUGACAGUGAUAGCAAUUAUGGCGACAAUUUGGUUGACUCGGACAAUGAAUUCGACAAGGAUGAUGAUGAUCUCUUCGCAGAGUGGGUUGAUGAAAAUUAUGAGGAUGUGAAAGGAAAGAAGAAGGCGAAUUUUUUUGAUAGUGAUUAUGACACGGAUGAGCUUGAUCUGCCAGCCUCAGACUCUGAUUAUGAGCCAGAGGUAGUUGAUGAAGAAUCAAAAGAAGAAGAUGCAGAAGAUAACAAUAAGAAGAAAAAGAAGAAAAAGAAGAGGGUCAAACUGAGAGCUUUCAGACCAGAAGAAAUGCAAGCUCCAAACUUCACUUUAGGGAUGUCAUUUUCUUCAGUAGUUGAGCUGAGGAGGGCAAUUCAAAAUUAUAUCAUACAAGAGAGAGUUGAAAUAAAAUAUGCAAAGAAUGAUUUGCAAAGAGUGAGGGCUCACUGUGUAGGAGGAUGCCCUUGGUAUUUGUUUGCAGCACCUGAUAGCAGGACUAAAAAUUUUGUCGUUAAAACUUAUGUGGGCACUCACACAUGCAGUAAAGAGUGGGACAUCAAACAAUUCACUGCUAAUUUCUUAGCUGCAUAUUACAUUGAAACUUUUAGGGCAGAUGACAAGAUGACACUAUCAAAUUUUGGAAGAUUGGUGCGGAAAGAUUAUGCCUUGUAGAGAUGAAAGAACAUGGCAAAAGGUCAACGGAAUUGAAAUGAAACCACCUCAGUAUGAAAAACAUGUUGGUAGGCCAUCUAAGAAGAGAAGACAAAAUCCUGUUGAGAUGGAAGAAGGAGCAAAGAUGAGCAGACAUGGCACUAUAUCCCAUUGCAGUGUGUGCAAUUCAACAGAGCACAACAAAAGGAAGUGCCCAAAUAAAGGUCAACAAGGGCAAUCACUCAGUGUUGAUAAGAGACCACAAACACAAGGAGGAUAAAAGAGGAAGCUACAAGUGAAGAGAAACAUUCUUACACAGGAAUCUGGUACAACAAGUGUUGGACAUAGGAAGCAACGCACUCAAACUACCGUGCUUGAAACACUCCUUCUUCAAGCUCAAGCAUCGCAGCAAUCUGUGUCACCAGGCCCUAUUCCAGAAUCUGCCUUCAUUGCUCGCAACAGAGAUGCUUUGCAGCUCACUACAGCUACCACAUCCACUGUUGGCUUAAAGAAGAAGCAAAAGAAGAGGGUUACAAAGGCCAGUAUCACUGAAUAUAAGUGAACAUGUUCUCACUUUGGACAGAGAGCUUUUUGGACAGACAACAACUCUAUUUUGGCUAGUAUUUAGAUGAUGCCAGCUAGGUGUUGAAGUAAACCUCAUGCAUGUGUUGCUGUGGGUUUAUCUGCACCUUCAUAUGUGCAUUUUGAGGUUCUCAUGUAAUAGAAACCUAAAUUACUAGCUUUUAUUUCGAGCGCCAGGUAAUUCACUAUUAGUUAUAUGUACCCAAUGCACUUCGUAUUACUGUUGUGAAUGUGGCCAAUGCUAUCAGUUGUGUCAAUGUUUCAGAUGA